Trypanosoma cruzi is the source of this 610-nucleotide messenger RNA. RefSeq lists its product as uncharacterized. The record is from RefSeq and is a predicted model, not a curated record. NCBI's taxonomy places the organism in Eukaryota, Euglenozoa, Kinetoplastea, Trypanosomatida, Trypanosomatidae. The transcript has a single exon. The annotation marks the transcript as partial.
AUGUGGCGGUGCUGCUCCACUUGUGAACGGCUGCGGCACGCCCUGUGGAUGCGUUCGAUGUCGACGCAGACAUUUGUUGCGUCUGUGGAAAAGACACAACAACAGUUAUCUGCUUCCGAGCGAAAGCAGGAGCUUGUCCUGCAUGGCCGUCACCUCUUUGAAUCCGAGACGCUCGAUGACAUCAAAACUGCCUGGACUCCAAGCGUAGCCGGGACGGUCUGCCACGCUGCGACGCAACUGCGCAUAUCCCCUACGAAGGGACAGCCGUUUGCCGCCGUGGUUGAGCGCAGCUUGUCUCGCGAGGCGGUGGAGGCGAUGGAUGCUCCAUCCUUGGCGCGCAUUGUUCAUGCCUGUCUCGUUUUACGGUCUCCACAUCUGUAUGAUAUUUUAUUUACUUACAUCCGCGCCCUUAUCAAACUGGCACCGACCUUGGACACUGUUUCAUGUGCUGUGCUUCUUAACGCAUACGGUCGAGCGCAAGUGCAGCAUGAGGAACUGUAUAAAGUCAUUUGCGAUCGUGCGGCAAUUGUCAUGAAGACCCGCGCACGUUUGUUGCGCAUACAGCAAACGUUGCCCAUGCACUGGCACGUGUUCAUUUUUUUUCACAGAG